This is a messenger RNA of Mizuhopecten yessoensis (Yesso scallop), 8765 nucleotides long. RefSeq names its product sentrin-specific protease 6-like. Bases 74 to 4729 code for a protein of 1551 amino acids. Gene Ontology annotation, cellular component: cytoplasm; nucleus. Lineage: Eukaryota; Metazoa; Mollusca; Bivalvia; Pectinida; Pectinidae. The transcript is spliced from 21 exons. Gene Ontology annotation, molecular function: SUMO-specific endopeptidase activity. The record is from RefSeq and is a predicted model, not a curated record. Gene Ontology annotation, biological process: protein desumoylation.
CAGAAAAUGGUGCUUGAUAGGUCCUUGUUGACUAUGCGUUCGUCAGCUUUUCUUGAAUUAAGCAUUGAAAAUAAUGUCACUAUUCUCUGCACUUGCAAAUGAGGAGCAAAAGCCAGACCAAGGAUGGAGUAAUGCUAAUAUGUUCAGUAAUAGCCUAUCCUCGGAAACUACACAGGAAGUGAUUGACAUCAAUUUUUGGCCAACAUCCAAGCCAGGAAACGUGGUUACAGAACAAAUAGAGCAGUUUGACCCAACUGUCAACCAGUACACUGGACAGACAAUCCAGACUACCCCUGUAACGGUCGACUCCGAUACAUCAACUGCAAAUGUUGAAGUAUACACUGAGCCUGCUGUAUCCGACUCCCCAGUGGUAGAGCAGUCUACAGUACACACCACACCUGGGACUACCAGUAUAAACUUUGGUUCAGGGGAAAGUACACACCAGGCCUACUACUCACCAAGUCAAAAUCAAAUUGUAAUUGUGUCUAAUUCUGGAGGAUCACAGAUACACUCCACUCCAAACACCAACACAGUCUACAGAGUCAAUCAGAAAACAGAUCAAUCUAAAAGUUUGUUACAUGAUAUUGUACGCCUUGCAGGUACCCCAAACUCCAACAUUGGAGCAGGUCAGGGAAUAGUUCAGGCAGAGACUAGUGCAAGAGGUAGAGGAGGAAGGGGCAGGGGAAGGGGUCGAGGAAGGGGUAGUAGUAGAGGUCGAGGUAGGGGGAAAACUUUGAUCAGUGGUACUCAACAAGGCACAUAUAAGGUCAUUGUUCCACAGGUUCAGCCUGUUCACAGACCAUCAAACUUUCUCUUACAAAGUAAAGGUGGUCCCACUGCUGGUUCCUUUGCUAGUUAUAACAUUCCAAAGAUCAAACAGUCUUCUGCUGCUGGUACAGGGACUUCCUGUACACCAUUCUCCUCAAGUGGGACCAACACUGUUGUCACAUCCUUACUGAACUCCAACCCAGGACCUCAUCAAACAGAUGGAGAAGCCAAUGAUUCAGAUGGAGAUUCUAUACCAAUGUUGGAUCAUGACUAUGCUAUUCACAAAGUAACAGAAUCUGCAGUGACUCCAAGUGUGAAUACCAGCAAAGGCCAUACUAGCUGCAUAACUCCGAGUACACCUAAUACAAGUGCUACUUACACGGUUGUACAUAACCCAGGAACAUUUGUUAAUGAUGCCAGCAAGUCUAAUUUCGCUCUGAGAUCUGCUCUUCUAUCAUCCUCAGACAAAAAGAUCAUCAGAGUGGAGGGUCUGUCAACAGGCAGCCCAGUAUACACGGUUACGUCUAGCAGUAAAAGUCCAAUAAAGGAUACAUCACUUGGUGGUCAGAGAACCAAUCCUGUAAGUAUUUCAAAGAUUGUCAAAAUCCCAUUUCUGCCUGGCAUACAGGGAUACAGUCCUGAAAAAUACCAGGCUAACGGUCAGACUUUGAAACAAGUGGUGUCAAAUUCUGGGCAACAGUUAGGAAUGAAAGUUCCCACAAUGGCUACUUCUACUGCACUACCUGCUAUGAAUAGUAAUGCUGUUUGUGCUGAUGAUUCCCAACAAAAUCAGAUAGUGGUCAGCAGUGAAAACAGUGUUGCUUCAGAUACACAGGACUCGUCAAAGUUCAGUGGUACCAGUUAUUCGGGCAGCGGUAUUCCUCCCGAUCUUCUGACCGCUGAAAUCACUAACAAUUUAAAAGCAGGUCAAAAAUACAUCAUAGAUCAUGGCAAUGGAGUCCAAAAGAGCAUGUUAUGGGAUGGCUCAAUAUUUAUAGAAGAGACCAGUGAAUCCAGCCAUCUUAGUGGGGGUGGAGCUGGAGAUGGCAAUGGAGAGAAGGUGCUGAAGGGAAAUGCAACUGGUCUCAAUAUGGUGGCUAAAAGGAAAGUGGGCAGGCCAAGUAAGAACGCAGAGCUGAUAUUACCAAAUGGUCGUACAUUUCUUCAUGCAGACAAUCCUUCAGAGAAAUAUCUUGGCAGACCGGCAAUUCAUCCACUACAUAGACCGUCAUUGGGAACAAGAAAAGAGUUUGAUGCAGAAAGCUCUGCUCAAGAAGAAUCUAGUCAAGGGGACACUAGGACAGAAGAAUCAUCUUGUGUGAAACGACAGAAUGAGGAUGAUGGAGAAUAUGUGGUUCACUGUAAAUUUUGUGGAUACACUAGUGGCAAUACAAACUCAUGUGAACGGUGCUAUAGAAAAUUCCCUGUUAAUGUGAAAAAAGAACCAGUGAAGCGUCAAAAGAUUGAUGAUAAUGAAUCAAAGAAUGAACAAAAUCAAAAUGUUGUGACUAAAGAGUCCUUUUAUGGCCAAAAAAUUCAAGGACAAUCUCAGCCAUACAAAAGUUCUGUGCUUAGUGUACGAAGUGUGACCCAGAGAGGACGGAGGAUCAACACACAGGGGCGAUCCUACAACAUGAUCCGUAUCACACCCAGUAAAAAAUAUGUAGAACCAGUUACUGUGAUUGUAUCAUCAGAUGAAGAAGAGGAUACUGCCACCCAAAUAGCAAAUCUAGAAAAUCUUUCUUCAUCAUGUGUUCAGACUCCAUCUAAAAAUGGCUCUUCGAGUGCUUUACCUAAUAAUCAGAUUAAAAACCGUUCAAAAACUGUCUCCGAAAUGAACGAGGAAAAUGAUGAACUGUCAAAACUUGUGUCAAUCAUUCCUUCUGGGGGUUCCCCAACAUUUAAGAACAGCAGAAUUGGCAAGAUGGAAGACAAGGAAGGGAAUUUAUUGGCAAAAAUUAAUGCCAGAACCACGUCUGACACACCUUCACCAGAACCGACGCCCAAAUUAGACUCGCCAAAGGCCAAUGUCCUCCAGUCAUCGUCAUCAGUGAGUCUCACACUCAAUGCCCGUAGUGUCAAAGUGGGGUCACUGAAGGGCACACCAAUAGAGCCUAUCCUGAUCUCGGACGACGGUGUGCAAAUAUUCAUGGAGUGUGAAGAAAAUACUCAUAAAUUCAACAUAGCCCCUUCAGACAUGGACCAGUGCUUGUUACACCUGAAGAAAUCAACACCGGUUAUAUUUAUUCAUACAACGGUAGACUUUGGAGCCAAACUGAGAGAACAGCUUGACAUGACCAACACAACCCCUCCGCCAAAUUCUACUGAGCCUUAUUUUAAUCCUGUUGACAAAGACCUGAAAUACCAGUACAUAGUGCUACUUCUACAGUCAGUUUCGAUGCAAGAACAGAAAAACACAUUAAAAGUGCUGGAGAGUUAUCAUCAAAGCAUUGACAGCAAAGAUCAGAAUUUCAUUGAGAUGUUGAGUCACACAGAAUCUCAGCAACUUCUCUUAAGCACAUCAUUCUUGUGUAAGAGGAUGCCAACUUCUAGUAUUGAUGAACCCACACUACCAAAUGUUGACAGUACCACAAUGAAAUCCAAUGACAUGAGCUGUGGACCAGACAACUCUGACAUGGACACCAGUCUCGGCCCCCGGGAGCGAUCACCUUCCCCUCCUCGCAUUAUGUUUUCUGGACCAAUAGAAAAGCUGAUAACCUACCCACCUCCUCCAACCCCGGGGGGUAUAGCAGUCACAAAUGAAGACCUGUAUUGUUUGAAUGAAGGCGAGUUCCUCAACGAUGUCAUCAUUGAUUUCUAUCUCAGAUUUCUCUACCUGGAGGUACUGAGUGAAGAGGUGAGAAAAAGGACACAUAUUUUCAGUUCAUUUUUCUUUAAACGACUGACUCAACGGCAGGGCCGGGUGGCAGACUCGGCUCUCACUCCUGCUGAGAGGAGGCACGCAGCAGUGAAGAAGUGGACAAAGCAUGUGGAUCUGUUUGAGAAAGAUUUUAUCAUUAUUCCCAUCAAUGAACAUUCCCAUUGGUUCCUGGCUAUCAUCUGUUACCCAGGAUUAAUGAUGAAUGAAAGUGUCUUCUAUGUUCCGAAGCAUCGAAUAGAGGAAGUGUUUGGAGAACAGACAGGUACUCCAGUACCAGAAGACAGUGAGCAGAUGGCUAACAGCGUGCCCACACCUGGCUCUGACAAUGGAGGCGAGGCUAUGGAGGAGGAUGUGGAGGACAGCGAAGAGAAACCCAUGGACACAGAGACGACGCCCACACCAUCUACACCUCGGACACCAAUGUCGACACCCACAAACACACCUUCCUCCACACCUGCCACCACACCCACCACAACGCCUCUCCACAAACUUGUGUACACACCAUCAUACACAAAUUCCACAAAAUCAACCCCAAAGGAACUGCGGGGUCGGCUGCUACAGAAUCAUGAAGAGGUGGCAGUGGGAAAAAAAGGUUUUGUAGAAAGUGGACAACGAGUGCCAUGUGUAUUGAUCUUUGAUUCGCUGGCUGGCCCAAACAAAGCUAGAAUUGUGACAACUCUGAAAGAGUACCUACAGGUGGAGUGGAACACAAAGAAAGAUGUCAUGUUUAACCUGAAGGAGCGGAUUAGAGGCUGUACACCUCGAGUCCCCCAGCAGACCAACUACAGUGACUGUGGCCUCUACGUGCUGCAAUACGUGCAGAGCUUCUUUGAGGACCCUUUGGUAGACUACUCAUUUCCAAUCAAGUGUUUACAAAACUGGUUCACCGAGGAGAGAAUGAAAAAGAAACGACAGGAGAUUAAAAACUUAGUGAUGAGUAUAAAACUGAAAAACGAUGCAGAAUUACUCAAAAAGUUGCAGCAUUUGCAACAACUCAAACAGCAACAGUUGCAGCAAAGACAGACCGAAAACGAUCGGGCACCUGAAGAACAACAGAACAGCGACAGUGAGAAGUCCUGACGAAGGCUGUGUUGUGUGUGAGAGUUGACUGACAUAAACAUUCAGGGAUCACUACAAUGCCAUCCAUUACCUACCUUCUGUUACCAGGAUGCCAUGUUCAUCAAAGUCUGCGUAGCUUAACAACAGCUUACACACAAUUUCAACUGCAGUCAAACCUGUCUUAAGGGACCACCUAUGGGAAUUCCAGAAAGUAGUCUCUUAACACAGGUGAUUUGUUACUACAGGUUCUGUUAACAGAAAUCACUAAAAUCGCUGGUUGCAUAAGCAUGUAUGACUGUAGUAUAUUUUCAAAAAUAUUUAAAUUGAAAUUCAGGUUCUAUGUAAAAGAACUCAAAACGAUCAUUUAACAAUAAAAAGCACAAAAAUAUUACAUAUUUUUUAGGAUUGUUGUCAAAAACCACCUUUUGAAAAUUGGCCUGAACUCAUUUCCCCCUGAAAUCUCAUAAUGAACUAUUCCAACCUUUGAAUUGGAAGAGUUCAAAGGUGUCUUCAGGAGUAAUUGAGUUAAUGAAUUGUUGAAGCUUAUCAGACUUUGAAGAACCUGGCAUAUAUACCAGUAUGCACCCAGCUGUUGUUUAAUGUACGGGACAUCUGCAUUGCUGGACUGUUUAGGCUUGAGAGGAAGAUCCUUGACCUGAUGAUUGCCAUUUUAGUAUAAGCUGGAAAGGUCUUCAUCAAUCUGAGCAUUCUUUUCUGACAAAUGAGGUUUUAACGGGACAAAAUCAUUCCAACCACAGGAACUGUUAUGUGUUGCAAUAAGGAUUGUUUUAUUUUAAACACUUUGAAUUGAAUACUACCAGUCUAGUUAUAUACUUGACUGUUAUUCCUUUAAAGCACAAGACCUUGAGUAAUGUGUGUAUUACUGUCUGGUGAACACGACGUUAAGAUAGCGUGACCAAUAUUAUACUCAAGUUCAUACAUUUCUUCUGGUGUUAACCAAAUCCUGAAUUAAUUCCUAAGUUGGUUUAUAAUUGUUAUAGUAAGUUCUGUGAAUAUAAUGAAUUAACCACUAAUUCAUACAGUAUAGUGAUCAUAGUUUUUCACUGCAAAGUUGGCCAUUUUCCUUCUCAAUGUUAAUUACUAUUUUUUAACACUUCUCUUUAAUAAUAGUAAUACAUACAUAUGGUUGUGUAUGUUGGAGUUAUUACCUUAUGAUUAGUUUCCAGUGUCACUCAUGUUAAACUAUUCACUCAAAUGAAAUUUCACAUUCAUUCAUGUUGGAUUUCAAUGGAUAUUAAAUGACAUUUAGUUGAUUUAUAUAGCCUACAUAUUUUUUACACCAUUUAGACAUGCAAAACAAAAUUAAAUUGAUAUUUAAUAAGAAAUUUGUGAGCUAGAGUAUAACAUGAAAUCACUGGCCGUGUGAUUCCUGACAAGACAACACGAUAUGAGCUGGUUGCGUAUUUGUAAGGAUAUCAGGUUUUAAUUAUGUUGUUAUCUUAUAUGUUAAAUUUUCUAAAGGUAGAUAUCAAAACACAAAUAUAGAAUGAAGGAUGUUAAGUUUUGAGUGUAAAUGAUAUUAAAUAUCUGAUAAACGCAUUACAGUUAUUAACUAACAUCAGUAUUUCAUAUAUUGAUUUCCAGCAUUUCCCAACAUUUAAAUGAUAGGGUUGAAAUAGCAAUACAAUGUACCAAUAAAUUAAACUUGUCCGAAUGAGGAAAUUUUGUAGUCAUUCUUAUGAUCCAAGUUUUGGGAUAAGUAUUAGGAUUUGAUUUAAAAUUUACCAUGUUCUUUUUUACUAUAGCAUUUAACAUUUAAUUUUAUUAUCAGUGUGUCAUAUUUUGAAGGUACAAAAUUCAUCCUCGGCAUAUGGAUCACUUGUCCUUCUUUUUUUUUAAACAUGAAUAAAGAAAUCUGCAUUAAUGAAGAAUCAUUGAAUGUGUGAAAGCAUGGGCUAUGACAAAGCAAUCAUGGAAAAUUAAAUAGAUAACAAGAUGUCUUAAAAAUCAAUUAAACAUUGUUGAAUAGUUUAUAUUUCAUUCAAGAGCAUUCUGAUUUUGGAUGUAGUGGUACUCGACAAAUCCAUUAUUGUUCUUUCAUUUGUUCAACAAACAGCGUUGUAUGUGUUUAAAUGGUAUCUGUGAUUCACAUAAAAAUGUCCAAUAAAUAACGUGUGAAGUCCGUUGUACAUUGAAACCAUUAUUAUUUCAGUGACUAUCUUAUGUUGUAUCUAUUUGUGUUUUGGAGUUGUUUGGUCCCCAGAUAUCAUUGAAGGGGUUGGCUGGAACAGUAUUGUACCAGUGUAGUAAUAAUGUACUGCAAACCACACCUCAUUGCAUCUCAUCUAACAUGAAUGUGUGAAACUGUAAUAAUUUUCACCAGUUUCACAAGUUAAAACCACCGUUCACAACACCAUUGCGAGGAUUUUUUUCAAUGAUAAAGAAGGUUAUGUAACUGCACAGUUUUAGUAGUAGCAAUGCUGCUACGUUUAAGUUUGUGUUCUAACUUAACAAACUUCCAUGCAUUGGAUAGUUCAAGAACAGGUAAACUGCCAUGGUAUCUAUUUCUAUGAAUGAAAGUUUAAGGUGAUAGAGUUCACAUCUUAUUGGCAGUAUUGGUUUACAAGCAACAUAUUGAAAUGUACAACAACUUGAUUAGAGGUCACACCAGCUCAAUUAAUAGAUGUUUUUCAAGAGUUUUUUUGUUAAAUGUAUGGAACAAGAAUAAUAUAUUGCUAAAAGUGAAUCGGUUCCUUUUAGGCAUCAAGGAGGCAAGCUUCUUACACUGCAUAAUUUGUCAUGGUGCUGUUUGCAGAGUGAUGAAAUGGAAUACAUGUAUGUUUUGUGUGUAAGAAGUCGGGUAAAAAAGGCUAUGCUGAAGAAAUCGUUAUUACUUGUUGAAGUAAUUUAUCUACUGUGUUGGCUCAUCUCUGGGAUUUACUAUUUUACUUUAUGUUCAUGCUGCUAAAGGUCUUUCAUAACUGAUGCUUUUGUGCAAUGCAGAAGCCGUUAAGUAGAAUUCAAUGUGCCUGUAUUUUUCAAAUGGAAAGUAUAUUAUCCUGUUUCAAUAAUAUAAAGUCACUUAAUAUAGUUUACAUAGUAUCUUUAAUACAAAGAUAAAUUUUACAAUAGUAUGUAGGGAUAUAAAACAUCUUGGUUCGAUUGUGUUUUGUGUUUUGUGAAAAAUAAUUUAAACUUGGUUGAAGUGAAUAUCAUGGGAUAGCAGAUUGAUGAUAUGAAAAUUAAGACCUGAAAAGAUAGAGGUGAAAAAGGUCGAACAAAAAUGUAUAACCUUUUCUUAAAAAUCAUAAGGCUUAGAGGUGUAUGUUUUAAUUCCAUAAUAAUCAACAUUUAAAAACUGGAACAAUGGAGAUUAGAUAAAUAGACUUGUAUAGAUUGUUUCCCCCUCUGAUUCUUACCAGCUUUAUAUAUGAAAUAUGUUUGUCACUCCCAAACAUUAUUUUUCGGCACAUCAACAGUUGCUGUUUACGCAUUGUAUGAACGGCCUUGCAUUGUAUAAAUGAAUAAUUCCAGGUCCUGUUACAACAACAAAACACAACUACAUGUAUUAAUAAUAUUUAAAGUGACCAUUAAGGCCCUUGACCUUUUGUUUAACUCGCACCUUCAUCAUGGAAAUUGGAUGCUGCGAAAUGAUGCUGUUACUUAAGGUCUAUAUCUAGCCAAUUCAGUCAUUUUCAAAAAUCCAAGACUCUCAUAGCUCAUAGCCAUCUGUGUCUGGUAGUACAUUGUAUUUGCAACUUGUGAUGACCAACAUCAGUUUCCAGGUUUUUAGAAUGUGAGAAAUCUAAGUAUAGUUGUCUAAAGAUGAUUGUAAGAAUGAGAGGGAGAUUUAUCAUGUUUGAAUGGAGAGAUUAGAUCUGAGUUUGAUGUGUAAGUGAAGGAUUCAUACAAAGUGUAUAAUAACUGUUCUGGGGUGAAAAUGUCUGUAUAUAUUGUAUUAUAAAUUUGAAUACAUAACAUUGUUGGUAAAUGAUGUGUUUUGAGGUUUUGCAUAUUGAUUUCAAAAUAUUUUCAUUUUAAACAUGAUCAUUACAAACAAGAAAAUAAUAAAUCUGUGAUUUUAUUGUGUUGUAAA